AUGAAACUUUUAAUAUUUGGCCUAUGCUUGGCUACAGCAUUGGCAGCUCCUCAAGGCAAAAUGAUGAUCAAUAGUGGAGCAAUCUGUGAGGGUAAAGCUUCGGCGUUUUUCGUCGUCGACAACACUCAAAUGACUGCCGGAGAUAAUGUUGUCUAUAAAGAUUUCAGUGAAGAGGAAUGCAUGAGCACUUGCUCAAACAAUCGGGAUCCAUUCGGUCGUUCAAUUCUUUGCUCUUCCUUUGUCUAUGAUCAUGUUGUUUUCACUUGUACAAUUUACAAAGAUAAAAGCAAACCAAUGGGAAAUGGAGAGAAAACGGCAGCGGCUGGGAAGAGAUAUUUCGAGAAAUUUUGCUUGACUGAUGACAUUCCAAUGGAUUGCCAAGAAGCUCAAUUCACCCGUGCUGACGACUCGGUUCUUGUCGGUUUUGCCACAAAUGUCACAUUGAGUGAAUCUCUGGAAGAGUGUGUGGCUUUGUGUGUGAGGAAUGUGCAAUGCAUGUCAGCCAUGUACUUUUAUGAAGAAGGUGAAUGCAUCACAAAUACCGAAUCGGCAAUGAGCCGUCCAGCCUCUUUUACAAAAGAGGACACUGAAAAGGUGAUCUACUUCAGCAAUGGAUGCGCGAUGAAAAAGUCGACAAAUGUGAAGACUUUCAAGAAUCCCAUUGAGACUCAACCGGAAGAACCCAAGCCGACGACGAAAAAGGAAAGCCACGAGAUGAAGGGAGACGAGUACGAUGAUGAAACAACGACUAUUGUUGAGUCAGAAGAUCAAGAUGAUCAAGAUGCGCUAUUGGAUGAUGGAGAGAGAUCUUAUGAGAUGGAAACUGAAGAAGAAACAACAACGAAAGCAAGCAAGAAACAUUCAAACGAGAAUACGAAGACGUUAAAGUUCAAGAAGCCGGCUCGAGAAUUUGCGAGUAAAACGGUGACUGCUUACAAAGAGGACAGAAAGAAGAAACAAAAGGAAAUGGAACGUCAAAAGGAAUCAGCUAAGAAUGUGAUCGAUCAAGACGAAGAUGAUGAUGUAAUGGGGGAUAAUGGAGGAGAAGAUGAUGAAGAAGAGCCAGUCAAUGUUAUUCCAUCCAUUCAAGCUACAGAGGAUGAAUCAACGCGACAUCCAUUCAUCAAAUCUACCGAGGUUCCGGCUGAUCCAUCAUCUCUCUUUUCCGAGUGGUCUGAUUGGACUCCAUGCACAAAAUCUGGAGAGAGACGAGUGAGAAGAAGAAAAUGUUUGGAUUUAAGAAGAUGCUUGGGUGCUUUGAUGCAAGUUGAGAACUGUCCUGCAGUCACCACUCCCGUCAUGAGUCCAGAAGAUUACGAUCAACCACCACUUGAGUCCGUGAGAUCAAUUGUCGCCGAGCCGAGUGACAGAGACGAUUUUCAAGAUCAAGGAGCUCAACCAGUCCCCCUUCCUCCAGCCGAUGAUCAGCCAUCAGUAUGGAGUCCGUGGCUAGGAGUUUGCCAGCAAUUCGCUUCCGGCCAACCAUGCAACAACGGUGAAAUGAUCGGAUUCGAGUCCCGGGAAUGUCUCGCAAAAGAUUCAGCUCAAUGCACCGGGCCAUUCUUCAGAUAUUGUACUCUCAAUUGU
Messenger RNA from Mesorhabditis belari, 1587 nucleotides. The record is from the annotation of a GenBank genome assembly. NCBI's taxonomy places the organism in Eukaryota, Metazoa, Nematoda, Chromadorea, Rhabditida, Rhabditidae.